CUCGUUGCUGAGCGUCGGGGCCACCGGAAGUGGCUGGUGUAGAGCAGCUGGCGACGGCUUGGUGUGUCUCGGUGCUGGUCAGGCUUAAGAGACGCAGGCAUGCUGCGCCCCAAGGCUUUGACACAGGUGCUAAGUCAAGCCAACACUGGAGGAGUCCAAAGCACCCUGCUGCUGAAUAAUGAGGGGUCGCUGUUGGCCUACUCCGGUUAUGGAGACACAGAUGCCCGGGUCACCGCGGCCAUCGCCAGUAACAUCUGGGCCGCGUACGAUCGCAACGGGAACCAAGCGUUUAAUGAAGACAAUCUCAAAUUUAUCCUCAUGGACUGCAUGGAGGGCCGUGUAGCCAUCACCCGGGUAGCCAACCUUCUACUAUGUAUGUAUGCCAAGGAGACGGUAGGCUUCGGCAUGCUCAAGGCCAAGGCCCAGGCCCUGGUGCAGUACUUGGAGGAGCCCCUCACCCAAGUAGCAGCAUCAUAGCAGUGUGACGGAAGCUGGAGUCAAAAUGGAUGGCGGUUGGGAGGGGCAGGGCCCUGGAAACACCUUACUGCACUGGGUACAGGAAGGUGUGAGUUUUGCUUUUUUCCAAAUAAAUUUCAACUCUUG
Messenger RNA from Acomys russatus (golden spiny mouse), 603 nucleotides. RefSeq names its product late endosomal/lysosomal adaptor, MAPK and MTOR activator 2 (gene Lamtor2). Bases 100 to 477 code for a protein of 125 amino acids. Gene Ontology annotation, cellular component: Ragulator complex. The record is from RefSeq and is a predicted model, not a curated record. Gene Ontology annotation, molecular function: guanyl-nucleotide exchange factor activity; molecular adaptor activity. The transcript is spliced from 4 exons. Lineage: Eukaryota; Metazoa; Chordata; Mammalia; Rodentia; Muridae. Gene Ontology annotation, biological process: cellular response to amino acid stimulus; positive regulation of TOR signaling.